Messenger RNA from Fusarium venenatum, 1281 nucleotides. Lineage: Eukaryota; Fungi; Ascomycota; Sordariomycetes; Hypocreales; Nectriaceae. The record is from RefSeq and is a predicted model, not a curated record.
AUGUUUUUUGCCAAUGUCCUUGUCGGCGUCUUAGCCGCUCAAGCCGUAUCGAACAAUGGAGGGUCAAGCCCUGCGCAAGCCGGCAAGUACGCAGCCUUAAUGGCUGCUGCAGCCCUGCCCGUCUCUGGUGCACCUUUGAUGGGUCUCAUUGAACCCAGAACGCCCCAUCACAAGAGAGGCCAAAACGCCCAAGGUGGUCAAGGGAGACAGAACGACGAUCAAGACCAAGAUGAUCAAAACGACCAGGAGAACGACGACGACCAAGAUGACGAUAACGAACAAGGCGGUCAACAGAAUAACAAUGGUCAGAAUAAUCAAGAUGGCAAUGGUCAGGGCAACGAUGACCAAGAAGAUGGCCAGAACGAUAACCAAGACAAUGGUAAUCAGAACGGAGCAGAGAAUGGCAACCAGGGAAACAACCAGGGCAAUGAUCAAGGCAAUGAUCAGGGUAACGGAGGUCAACAAGGCGACAAUGCCGGCAAUUCUGCAACGGAGACUCUUAUCACCGAAACCCAGACUGAUGCCGCUGCUGUCGAGACGCAGACUGAUGCUGCCAACGCCACACAGGAUGCUGCUGCUACUGAAACAGCUGCUCUUACUGAGACUGGAGCUGCCAAUGGGACGGCUGCCGCUACAACUACUGAUGCCGCGGCCACAGCUGCCCCUACCGCUUGCAAGGCAAAGAACAACAAUGGCAACAACAAUGGCAACAACAAUGGCAACAACAAUGGCAACAACAAUGGCAACAACAAUGGCAACAACAAUGGCAACAACAACGGUAACGGCAAUGGUAACGGCAAUGGCAACGGCAAUAAUGGCAAUGGAAAUGGUAAUGGACAGGAUAAUGCCGAUGAUAACCAGAACGGUGAUGACAACGAAAAUGACAACGCUGGAGACGCCACUAACGAUAACGGUAACAACGGCGAUGCCGCUGGGGAUGCCGCUGGUAACGACAACGCUGGUGGAAACAACGGAAAUGGCGACAACAACGAUGAUGCUGCUCAAGGAGAUAACGCAAACGACAAUGGCGGCAACGCAGCAGACAAAGCUGGUAACGACAACAACGCCGACGGUAACAAUGCAGCGGACGAUGCUGCUCAAGGUGGUAACGACGCGGGCAACAAUGACGACGACGCGUCAGAGGACGACGCCAAGGCAGGUGGUAAUGCAAAGGACAAUGCAGCCUGCAACGCUAAGCGCGGUAUUCUCGGCGAUAUCCUUCAGAAUCUGCAAGGAGGUGCUGCUGCUGGAGGUGAUGCCGCAGCUGAUUGCAAUAACUAA